Messenger RNA from Linum tenue, 2146 nucleotides. Lineage: Eukaryota; Viridiplantae; Streptophyta; Magnoliopsida; Malpighiales; Linaceae. The record is from the annotation of a GenBank genome assembly.
UGAAAAAGCCUUGACCUUUUGGUUCCAGGGGUAAACAAGAAAGAAAGUGGACCUCUCGUCUCAAUGAUGGGGCCGGAGUUGGUUGGUCGUUUCCCUGCAGCAUGCAAGAAUCUUCCAUCCCCAUAAACAAAUCGGUUCUAACCUUCAAGCUUAUUCAGCUGGAGCAGAGAGAACAGGUCUAAUCAAUGUUUAAUCAAAGCUUUGAUACCGAUUGGGACUGAUUAACGAGCUCCGCCGUCGUCGACGAGGAUGCCGAUCAGACCCAAUUCCACCAGCCGGGCUGAUUAAAACUCCCAUAAUGCCGGUUGAGGCCGACGGCCGCCUUACUCCGCCUUCGCCUCCUCCUCCCUCUUUCUCUGCCGCCAUCAGUAGCAGUAGCAGUACUAGGGACUGGUUCUUUCCUUCUCCUUCCAAUUUUGUCCACCACCACCAAUCGCCGCCGGAAUUCCCUCGCGCCCGCAGCCGGCGGUUCUCCACAAUCCCAAACAGGACAUCUCCCAGUUCCACUCCUCCUCCGCCUCCUUAUGCAACCCGCCGCCGCCGUGUCGUCUACUUCCCUCACCAUCUCUCCCCCAAGCCGGAGCAGCAGCAGGCCCUUCCUGUUCCUCUUCCGCAGCCGCCACCGCCGGUUGACUCUAACGCUGACCGACCCGCCCCCAAGAAGAAACAUCUUCUUCAACACGGCACUUACUUUGAGCUUCUCCGCCUAGCUCUAAUCCGAUGGCACUUCGCCAUUUCUGCGUCGUUUCUGAUAGCUGCUCUCGCUUCUCUGCUCCACAAGAAUCUCUCAUUGCGGAACCAGGUCGUUGACUUGCAGGAUGAAAUUGCAAGACUUAACAUUGGGUUACUGGCCUGCAAUGUAUCUUCCUCAAUGGAUUUCCGGUUACUGGAAACGGCGGCGGUUGAUCUUUACGCCGGUCAAGGGUUAAAACAUUUGUCUCUAAUUGCCUCACUUGCCUUGUUAUCGAUCCCGCUUCUCGUUUUCAAGUACAUUGAUCUCGUCUCAAAAUCGAGAAGUUCAGAUGCUGCUUCAGAAGAAGUUUCUUUGAGCAAACAGCUUGCUUAUAGAGUGGAUGUCUUUUUAUCAGUGCAUCCUUAUUCUAAGCCACUGGCACUGCUUGUUGCCACAUUGCUGCUAAUCAUUCUUGGAGGAUUGGCGCUCUUCGGUGUUACCAGCGAUGGGUUAGCUGAUUGUCUAUGGUUGUCGUGGACCUAUGUCGCUGAUUCGGGCAACCAUGCUGACUCUGAAGGUAUUGGGCCGAGGCUUGUUUCUGUUUCUAUUAGCUUUGGGGGCAUGCUUGUAUUUGCAAUGAUGCUUGGACUUGUAUCGGAUGCCAUCUCUGAGAAGUUCGAUUCGUUAAGGAAGGGAAGAAGUGAAGUAGUUGAGCAGAACCACACCCUUAUUCUUGGAUGGAGUGAUAAGUUGGGUUCACUGCUGAAUCAGCUUGCAAUUGCGAAUGAGAGUUUAGGUGGGGGGACUGUGGUAGUAAUGGCUGAACGAGACAAAGAAGAGAUGGAAUUGGACAUUGGGAAAAUGGAGUUUGACUUCAAAGGGACCUCUGUUAUAUGCAGAAGUGGGAGCCCCUUGAUUUUGGCUGACCUCAAAAAGGUAUCUGUUUCCAAAGCCCGUGCCAUUAUUGUACUUGCUGAGGAUGGAAAUGCUGACCAGAGUGAUGCUCGUGCAUUGAGAACAGUCUUGAGUCUAACAGGAGUGAAAGAAGGGCUGAAGGGCCAUAUUGUGGUGGAAUUAAGUGAUCUUGACAAUGAGGUCCUUGUGAAACUUGUUGGUGGGGAACUUGUGGAGACUGUUGUCGCUCAUGAUGUAAUUGGCCGUCUCAUGAUUCAAUGUGCUCGGCAACCAGGACUGGCACAGAUUUGGGAAGACAUCCUUGGCUUUGAAAAUUGUGAAUUUUACAUCCAAAAAUGGCCGCAGUUAGAUGGCAUGCAAUUUGAGGAUGUCUUGAUCAGCUUUCCUGAUGCUAUACCUUGUGGGGUCAAGGUUGCUUCAUGUGGUGGUAAGAUUGUAUUGAAUCCUGAUGAUUCAUAUGCUCUGCAAGAAGGCGACGAAGUGCUUGUUAUAGCAGAAGAUGAUGAUAGUUAUGCUCCAGCAGCAUUACCUACGGUGCUUUCAUCUUCCUCUCGAUAA